Messenger RNA from Diachasmimorpha longicaudata, 2557 nucleotides. It is a transcript of the gene Rab35, whose product is annotated as ras-related protein Rab-35. Gene Ontology annotation, biological process: endocytic recycling. The transcript has 3 exons. Gene Ontology annotation, molecular function: GTPase activity; GTP binding. Gene Ontology annotation, cellular component: plasma membrane; endosome membrane. The coding region runs from base 517 to 1122 and encodes 201 amino acids. NCBI's taxonomy places the organism in Eukaryota, Metazoa, Arthropoda, Insecta, Hymenoptera, Braconidae. The record is from RefSeq and is a predicted model, not a curated record.
UUCCUAUAACCAAGAAUUAAUUACAAUUUCAUGAACCAGAAGAAAUUAGCAGUGUUUAAUUGCACUCGUGCAGGCGGUCAAGCCAGUGAUUUUGUGAAAAAAUCGGUCGCCUCAUCUCCAUAAAUUCCCUCUGACAGAGGGAAAAUCCCGAGGGUUUUUUUUUCAGGGAGAUAAAGGAGGAAGGGAAGAAAUUGUGCAUCUGCAUUUGAGGACUCUCGGUACAGACCAGUGCAGUGUGACAAGUGUGUCGAUGUGGGCGUUAUGCACGAUUCUCUCAAUAGCGAUAAUGAAUAGUGAUAUUGCACGUUAAUAUGGCGAUUCACAUGAUUUUUGGAAGCGUCAGAUUCACGUGAAGAGUUUCUCACGAGAGAAUUUUCGGUCGAGUGAGUGAUUUAGGAGAGAGAACUGUUACGCCCUGAGAGGAGCCCAUUCUCUGGACUCCAGCAUUUUUUUUUUGAUUUUUUUCCCCUAUUGAAAUUCGUGAAAUCGGGAGUGAUAGUGCUGCACUUGGGGAAGAUGGCCAGGGACUAUGAUCAUCUUUUCAAACUGCUCAUCAUUGGGGACAGUGGUGUUGGAAAAAGCUCUCUCCUCCUCAGAUUCGCCGACAACACCUUCAACGGAAGCUAUAUAACAACCAUAGGAGUUGAUUUUAAAAUACGAACAGUUGAAGUUGACGGUGAACGAGUGAAACUCCAAAUUUGGGACACAGCUGGCCAAGAACGUUUUCGGACGAUAACGUCGACAUACUAUCGUGGUACUCAUGGUGUUAUUGUUGUGUACGACGUAACGAGUGGUGAUUCAUUUGCCAAUGUCAAGAGAUGGCUUCACGAAAUCGAACACAAUUGCGACAUUGUUAAUAGGGUUUUAGUUGGUAAUAAAAAUGACGCGCCAAAUCAUAAAGUUGUGCUCACGGAGGAUGCACAACGUUUUGCUAAUCAAAUGGGAAUACAGUUGUUCGAGACGUCGGCCAAGGAUAACAUCAAUGUCGAAGAGAUGUUCAUGGCCAUAACCCGUCAGGUUCUCCGCACGAAAAAAGAGCGAAAAGAGCGUCAGGCAAUUCAGACAAACGAAACCGUGAAUUUGCGGAAAAGUACGAAGCAGCAUAGAAAAAAGUGUUGUUAGCAUAUUCCCCAGUCUCCACUCCCACAUAAUCCAGCAGAUGAUAACAAACACAAGUGUUUGAAUAAUUCGAUGUCAGGACAUCCUAUGUUAAUAUAAAUGAGCCACAAAGUCAAGUAGGUAAGACGAUAAUGAACUUGAACAUUUGUAAAGAGUUCUCAAGCUCCCCUGGAGAUAUAUUAUUUCAUGUUGAAAAACGAGGAAACAAUAAUGCGAAUUAACAUGGCACAAUUAUUGGCGCCUGUCAGUUGCCCCCUUUUUUUCAAAUGCAUAGCACAUUUACAGGGGUCACGUGAUUCUCAGCGAAUGAGUUUUUAAUAAAAUCGAGCAUGCAGCCCCAUUUAUGAAUUAUUCAACGAAAUCUGUAAUUGUCGAGCUAAAAAAAGUCGUAUUAUAUGCCUAGACGUAAUUUAAUAAAUAAAACAUUCAGUUGCUAUUUGUAAAGUGUUAUGAACAAUUGUUUUUUAAUAAAUAAAAUUAUUUAAGAUGAAUUAGGAAGUGCAGCACAAACACGAAUUUUUCGUACGAAAGAUUUUUUUACAAUUGAUUGAUUGAGAUGAUGAAAUUCGUUGUAAAUAUGUACAUCAGUUAUCAACAUUUUACAAAUAGUUUUCAUGUCAUUGUGGUCGACCUAAAUCUCAUAGAUUACGGGCUUAUUUACUGAGAGAAUAUUCCUGCAGUAUUUCUGUUAAACGAGUCCAGUUGAAUCAUCUCCAACCUUGAUUCUUUGUAAAUAUUCUCGUAGAAUUGUUUUUUUAUGAGAUAUUCAAAAGAAAAGGUGAGAUAAAGUAACUUAUUUUGUUUUAUCACUUCACUGCAAAUUUUAACGUGGAAAAUUACAGGAGAAUGGAAUCAGUCGUGACGAAGACUGCGAGAUAGUAUGUGAUAAAUAAUUUCAAAACGUCAGUAGCAAAAAUAUAGAACCAAAAAUCAUCACGAAUUUUACUCGCGAUUUCAGUCGUAUCGGCAUAUCAGAAUUGAACUCUGACCACAAAGUAUUCGUACGUGAGCAAAAGAGGAGUCAAGGGCGAAGUGAUACAAUGAACAAUCAAUUAUAUGCUAAAAAAAUAGUCUUCUUUCUUUUUCAAUAAAUUUCUUCGGACAAUUAGGCAGCUUUGUUGCUUGUUCUUCACCAAAUAUUUCAAGCAAAAAUAUUAUCGCAAUGGUGCAAGUACUUUUUUGCUGUCAACCAUUCGUUAAAUUGAUUUUCAAAAGAAUUUCAAUUUCAGGAAAAAAAUUCGAAAGCCCUUUGUUAUUGCACAAUCCAAGGAAUAAAAUUCCAGUUCUCAAUGGUUAUCACUUCGUCGUUGAACUGGAGAGCAUAUUCGUCGUUAAUCGCAAUGUACCUGAUGUAACGGCGCGAGAAUGUAUGUACCAAGUAUUAGCCUACACAAAUAUAAACUUUCUAUUCAACAAUAAAAAUGGAAAAAAGCAAAAA